GUUAUAGUUGUGAUUAUAGAAAUGAACAAGCUGAUAAAUUAGCAAAAGCCAGUUGUUUUAUAGAAGUAAAUAGUAGUAAAAUAAUAGAACACAAAACAACAAUACUUGAUUAUUUUAAUAUAAUUAAAAAUUAA
This is a messenger RNA of Cetraspora pellucida, 134 nucleotides long. NCBI's taxonomy places the organism in Eukaryota, Fungi, Glomeromycota, Glomeromycetes, Diversisporales, Gigasporaceae. The record is from the annotation of a GenBank genome assembly.